AUGUCUGGAAGACGCGACUUUUUGAGCCAGCCGGCUCCCGAGAACUACGUUGCCGGUCUUGGUCGAGGCGCCACCGGCUUUACGACGCGAUCCGAUUUGGGCCCUGCGCGUGAAGGACCAACAGAAGAUCAAAUCAAGGAGGCUGUCGCAAAGCGGGCAGCGCAGCUUGGACUUGGAACCGACGGCAAAAAGGCGGACGACAACGAAAACGACGAUGACGACCGAUUCAAAGAUCCCGACAACGAGGUUGGCCUGUUCGCUGGUGGCGUAUACGACAAGGACGACGAGGAGGCCGAUAGGAUAUGGAAGGAGGUAGACGAGAAGAUGGCAAGGAGGCGACAAAAACAACGAGAAGCGCGCGAAAAGGCCGAGCAGGAGGAAUAUGAGCGGAAGAACCCCAAGAUCCAGCAGCAGUUUGCAGACCUCAAGAGAGCGCUUUCGACAGUCACGGACGACGAAUGGGCAAACCUCCCCGAGGUUGGAGAUCUGACAGGAAAGAAUCGCAGGAGCAAGCAGAACUUGCGCCAGAGAUUCUAUGCCGUUCCCGACAGCGUUCUUGCUGCCGCAAGAGACUCGUCCGAACUGGGCACCACCGUUGCAGAGGAUGGCGCUUCAUCAAGCGCAGACGCAACAGACGGUACGAUGACAAAUUUCGCAAAGAUCGGUGCUGCGAGAGACAAAGUUCUCAAGUCAAGACUUGAACAAGCGUCCCAGGACGGUACUGAGUCGGUCGCUGGCAGCGCGUCGACAAUAGAUCCCAAGGGCUAUAUCACCAGCUUGAACAAGAGUGUCCUGAAUGAGUCGCAAGCUCAAGUUGGGGACAUCAACCGUGUCCGCGAGCUCUUGACCUCUGUCAUCAAAACCAAUCCGAACAAUGCGCCAGGUUGGAUCGCGGCCGCGCGGCUGGAGGAGCUGGCAGGCAAGACAGUUGCUGCGCGCAAUGUAAUUGCGCGGGGAUGUACCCACUGCCCCAAGAGCGAGGACGUCUGGUUAGAGAACAUCCGGCUUAACGAGGGCAAGAACGCCAAGAUCAUUGCUGCGGAAGCCAUCAAGAAAAACGACCGGUCAGUGCGUCUCUGGGUCGAGGCGAUGAGACUGGAGAACGAACCCAGAGCGAAAAAGAGAGUCAUCAGACUCGCCCUAGACCACAUUCCCGAAUCCGAGGCUCUCUGGAAAGAAGCGGUCAACCUGGAAGAAGAUCCGGAAGAUGCUCGGCUGCUGCUGGCCAAAGCAACAGAGCUUAUACCCCUAUCCGUUGAUCUGUGGUUGGCAUUGGCAAGACUGGAAAGUCCCGAAAACGCCCAAAAGGUACUCAACAGGGCCCGCAAAGCGGUUCCCACCUCUCACGAGAUUUGGAUCGCUGCCGCUCGUCUGCAGGAGCAGCUGGGCGAGGGCACCAAGGUGAACGUCAUGAAACGUGCCGUCGCGGUUCUCGUCAAGGAAUCUGCCAUGCCUAAGCGCGAGGAGUGGAUUGGCGAAGCCGAGAAGUGCGAGGAGGAGGGCGCUGUCAUUACCUGCGGAAACAUCAUCAGAGAGACCUUGGGCUACGGUCUGGACGAGGAUGACGACCGCAAAGACACCUGGAUGGAGGAUGCAAGAAGUAGCAUCAACCGCGGCAUGUACGAGACUGCGCGGGCUAUUUACUCCUACGCGCUACGUAUUUUCGUCAACAGCAGGACAUUAUGGAUGGCCGCCGCCGACCUGGAGAGAAACCACGGAACGAAGGAGUCUCUUGCUCAGGUCUUGGAGAAGGCUGUCGAAGCAUGCCCCAAGAGCGAGGUAUUGUGGAUGAUGCUGGCCAAGGAGAAGUGGCAAGCUGGCGAAGUCGACAAUGCCAGGCUGGUGCUUGCCAGAGCCUUCAAGUCAAAUCCGGACAACGAAGACAUUUGGCUCGCCGCCGUCAAGCUCGAAGCUGAGAAUGGGGAAACCGAGCGCGCACGAAAGCUACUGGAGGAAGCGCGGGACCAGGCCCCCACAGACCGCGUGUGGAUGAAGAGCGUGGUGUUCGAGAGAGUGCUGGGCAACAGCGACGCAGCGUUGGACCUCGUUCAACGGGCUCUGCAGUACUUCCCGGCCACGGCUAAGUUGUGGAUGCUCAAGGGACAAAUCUACGAAGACCUUGAUAAGGUCGGUCAGGCGCGGGAGGCGUACAGCACAGGCGUUAAGGCGGUACCCAAAUCGGUCCCCCUGUGGCUCCUUUACUCCCGCCUGGAAGAGAAGGCCGGACUGGUUGUCAAGGCUCGGAGCGUUCUUGACCGAGCCCGAUUGGCCGUUCCCAAGUCGCCAGAGCUAUGGUGCGAGUCUGUCCGCAUCGAGCGACGUGCGGGAAACAUCAAUCAGGCCAAGUCGCUCAUGGCCAAGGCACUUCAAGAAGUACCGAAGAGUGGUAUCCUUUGGAGUGAGCAGAUCUGGCACCUGGAGCCACGCACGCAGCGGAAGCCACGGUCACUGGAGGCCAUCAAGAAGGUGGAUAACGACCCGAUCCUUUUUGUGGCCGUGGCCCGUAUCUUCUGGGGUGAACGCAAGCUCGAGAAGGCUCAGAAUUGGUUCGAAAAGGCGCUGGUGCUGGACAGCGACAACGGCGACACCUGGGCUUGGUAUUACAAGUUCCUGCUCCAGCACGGCACAGACGAGAAACGAGCGGACGUCAUUAACAAGUGCGUCUUGAACGAGCCUCGACACGGGGAAUACUGGCAGGCGAUCGCCAAGCAGCCUGCCAAUGCUCGGAAAGGCACCGAAGAAAUUCUUAAGAUGGUGGCAGAAAGGUUAGAGAAAUGA
This is a messenger RNA of Colletotrichum higginsianum IMI 349063, 2778 nucleotides long. Its product is annotated as PRP1 splicing factor. Gene Ontology annotation, biological process: mRNA splicing, via spliceosome; spliceosomal tri-snRNP complex assembly. Gene Ontology annotation, cellular component: catalytic step 2 spliceosome; U4/U6 x U5 tri-snRNP complex. Bases 1 to 2778 code for a protein of 925 amino acids. The transcript is spliced from 2 exons. The record is from RefSeq and is a predicted model, not a curated record. Gene Ontology annotation, molecular function: protein binding. NCBI's taxonomy places the organism in Eukaryota, Fungi, Ascomycota, Sordariomycetes, Glomerellales, Glomerellaceae.